Molecule: messenger RNA, 1218 nt
Organism: Salvia miltiorrhiza (redroot sage)
Lineage: Eukaryota; Viridiplantae; Streptophyta; Magnoliopsida; Lamiales; Lamiaceae
Product: 5'-methylthioadenosine nucleosidase-like
Exons: 8
Coding region: 296-1090 (264 amino acids)
Biological process (GO): nucleoside metabolic process
Molecular function (GO): methylthioadenosine nucleosidase activity
Source: RefSeq, a predicted model, not a curated record
ACACAAACGUGCUGUGCGGCCAAGACAUGAAUCCACACGAGAAACCCCCAUGGGUCCCACUAUUUUUCAGUUUCUCCAGUGUUAAUUCCUCCAAUUAAUUCCAAUUUCAGCUGAACUCGUACAACCGCUGAAACCACCAAAAAGAAAAGGAAAAUAAAAAAAUCUACCAUGUCAGCCGCGUUAGUGGCGGCGCUUUGAUACAUCACUCUAGAUAUUUUCACCGCACCGGAGAUAACUGGAAAGUUUCGAUUCCAAUUCGUAGUGAGGUGGAAGAGUGACGGCGAGAUUGCGAUCGAUGGCGCCACCUCACGACGACAAAGCGGCGGCCGAUUUCGCCGAAGACUCUACUCAUAAGCGUCCAAUCUCCAAUAUUCUCUUUAUAAUCGCUAUGCAAACCGAAGCGUUGCCGCUAGUGAAUAAGUUUCAGCUUGCUGAGGAGCCUGACUCUGUGUUUCCAAAGGGGGUUCCAUGGGUGAGGUACAGCGGUAAAUAUAAACAUUUGCACAUCAAUAUUGUGUGUCCAGGCAAAGACGCAACAUUGGGGGUUGAUUGUGUGGGCACAGUGUCGGCAUCUCUUCUGGCUUAUGCUUCUGUUCAAGCUUUACAGCCAGACCUGAUCAUAAAUGCAGGAACUGCUGGAGGAUUCAAGGCAAAAGGUGCUUCAAUAGGCGAUGUAUUUCUUGCAUCAGAUGUUGCCUUUCACGACAGAAGAAUUCCUAUCCCUGUAUUUGACCUAUUUGGUGUUGGCUCUCGUAAAACCUUAUCCACACCUAAUCUCGCGAAGGAGCUGAACUUAAAGGUUGGAAAAUUAUCUACUGGCGAUUCUUUAGAUAUGUGCCCGCAGGAUGAAGCAGCAAUUCUUGCAAAUGAUGCAACUGUCAAAGACAUGGAGGGAGCAGCUAUUGCUUACGUGGCACAUCUCUUGAACGUGCCCGUAAUAUUUUUGAAAGCUGUGACGGAUGUUGUUGACGGCGACAAGCCAACCGCUGAGGAGUUUCUGCAAAAUUUGAACGCAGUCGCCAUUGCGCUGGAUCUGGCAGCGACCAAAGUAGUUGAUUUUAUCAAUGGAAAGAGCUGCUCAGAACUGUGAUCCUUCUUAUUUUGGGGCCAUAUCAUUUAAGAAUAAACCACUAAUACACCAAACUUAUGUUUGUCAUUGUUCCAUUAUUUCAGUACUUUGAUUAUAUUUACGAAGAGACGUGAGGUUGUUUUUGCUCA